Messenger RNA from Theobroma umbraticum, 2173 nucleotides. Lineage: Eukaryota; Viridiplantae; Streptophyta; Magnoliopsida; Malvales; Malvaceae. The record is from RefSeq and is a predicted model, not a curated record.
CCUACUUUGCACACUCUUUUGCUUUCUCUGUUGUUUUUCAUUUGAGUGAUCAUCUCUUUUCUAUUCUCCACACCUUCUCUUCUUAUUCUCCUCAUCAUUCCCUUUCUAUAUUUCAUUAUUUGUAAAAGAAAGAACACCAAGAAUAUAUUCUCGUGGCUGUCUUUUAAAUCCAAAGGGUACCAACCAACCAUUCUUUUCUGCAUGAACAAGAAAAGCAAACCAAAAGAAAUAAAGAACAUAAAUGGAAAAAGCCCCGCGCACCAAGAACGACCAUUCCAUGUUUAAAAAAAAAAAAAGAACUUCCCAUUUUUCUUUCCUUCUCAAAAUAUUCUCUUUCACUUUCAUUAGAAGAUCGUAGCAUGUAGGCGGUGGUGGACUUCUUUGUUUCUUUAUUCCUUCUCUUUGCCUUUUAUUUUAUCUUCUUGGCUUUCUGUUAUUCUUCUUCUUUCUUGUUUCUUCUUCUUUUUCUUGUUUGGUCCAAGGAGUUGAUCAGUUUUUUUUUUGGAGGAUAAGAGGAGGAAGGUGUUGGGCUAUGGAACGUCGAGUUCUUGAUGGUAUAAUCAAUAGGUUGCUUGAAGUUAGAGGGAAACCGGGGAAGCAAGUGCAGCUUUCCGAGUCUGAAAUAAGGCAGCUUUGUCUGGUUUCUAAAGAUAUCUUCUUGAUGCAGCCCAUUCUUCUAGAGCUUGAAGCACCAAUUAAGAUCUGUGGAGAUAUUCAUGGUCAGUAUUCUGAUCUCCUGAGGCUUUUUGAGAAUGGUGGUUUCCCUCCUCGUGCCAAUUACUUAUUCUUGGGGGAUUAUGUAGAUCGUGGAAAGCAAAGCCUGGAAACAAUAUGCCUUCUCCUUGCAUACAAAAUAAAAUAUCCUGAAAACUUUUUCCUUCUCAGGGGCAACCACGAAUCUGCUUCUGUGAAUCGUAUCUAUGGAUUUUAUGAUGAGUGUAAGAGAAGAUUCAAUGUCAGGCUCUGGAAAGUAUUCACCGACUGUUUCAACUGCCUGCCUGUGGCUGCUCUGAUUGAUGAAAAGAUAUUCUGCAUGCAUGGGGGACUUUCGCCUGAGCUACGCAAUUUGGACGAGAUUAGAAAUUUAAAGAGGCCUACUGAUGUUCCAGAAUCUGGCUUACUAUGUGAUCUCCUAUGGUCUGAUCCUAGUAAAGACAUUCCGGGCUGGGGGCCAAAUGAUAGGGGAGUUUCCUAUACGUUUGGUGCUGAUAGGGUGAUAGAUUGCCUCAAGAAGCUUGAUCUUGAUUUAAUAUGUCGUGCACACCAGGUUGUUGAAGAUGGAUAUGAAUUCUUUGCCAAUAGGCAACUUGUAACCAUAUUUUCAGCACCUAAUUACUGCGGAGAGUUUGACAAUGCUGCUGCCAUGAUGAGCGUGGAUGAGACAUUAAUGUGUUCUUUCCAAAUAUUAAAGCCUGCAGAUAAGAAACCGAAGUUUGGCUUUGGAACCUUAACUCCAACAAAGCCUUCUACUACUCCCUCUAGAAUCAAGUAACCUGUGAAAGCAUGUUGUCUAACUGUUGGGGCAUCUUGGAGCCAAACUCAUUGUUUGAAUAUCCAUAAUCUAGCUAAUUUCCAAUGAAGAAAAGAGAGUCAGCAAUGCUGGGGAGAAACCAGGAAGGUUCUAUCCUCAUGAUCAUUUAAUACAUUUUCCAGCUUCCUUUCCUUGGAAUUUCCUUGGCACAGAGCUUAUUCUUUCUUCUGAACUUUAAUUGUUAAUUCUCUUUGUUAAGUUUCUUUGAUGGUUUUCUUUUUCUUUUCUUUUGGGGAUUUUCUUAUUGUUCUUGAAUACUCAAAAUAUUCCCGUGUCCAUAUUAAACUUCUUGCCUUCAAAAUUUGGCACUUUGUUUUCAGGUGCCCUCGCUUGUUUUCACUAAUAAAAUUCCAUGUCUGAAUAACUUGUCCCCUGAAUUCUUAGUUCGUCUUACUCAUUGUAGCUUUCCACCUUCAAAGGCCUAAUAUUCAGAUUUGAUGAGAAAUGAACUGUUUCACCAGGCGCUUUGAACAUUUCUUUUAAAAUUAGGACUCAACUACAGGGUAUCUCAUUUCUAAAAAUUGCCUUCAUUUCCUUAUUCUGGUAAAAAGUUAGCUGAAAAGUUGCCCAGGGUAUCAAUAGUUUCCUUAACUCUGUGCUUUUGUGGAAAUUCGCAUCAAUUUCUUUAAACAUCUUAAAUUU